AUGAAGUCUCUUCUCGUAACAUCCUUCUUCAUUUCGGCGGCCUUCGCCUGGCCGGUCGAAGUACCAGCGGAGUCUACUUCGCCCCCGACCCGCGUCGAAGAGAGAGGCGUCGGCGAGGUGGCCGCAAUUAUACCUACAACCACUGGGCAGAUUGGAAUCAAUCCGGUUUUCGUGAAUCCAAUUGAGACCACAGCACCAUACAACACAUUCUUCUCGAACUAUAUCGACGACAAGGGCAACUGGAAAGCAAAAGACACAGAAUACAUAACCCAAGUCCAAGUCACAACCAAAGACAACAAGCCCACAUCAGCCACCGUGAUAGCCCCGGUAGCCGUUAUGACGGGACCCAAAGGUUACUUGGACGUCCUCAUGUCACCCAAGCUCGAACAGCAGCUGAGCGACAUGAUGGGGAAGGUUCCUGCAUGCUCGAAGAAGCGGGAAGCAGCAUGCGGCAUCACCAAGUUCCUCGAGGACUUCAAAGCUGACAAUUCCGAGCUGAUUAAAGCCCUGAACGAUGCGGUUAAAGACAUCCAAUUCCUAAGCCAGGACGUGCUCAAGGCCCUGGGCACUUCUGCUACCGCACAGGAGGCCCAGAUGGUUGCGACUGGGAUAGGUGGCAUCAGCCUGGUCUGGAUGGCUUUCCAUGUCUACGCGAAAAACCAUCUGCCGCUCGCGUUUGGGAUUCGAGACCCACCGAAGAAUAACAUUCCCGCCAUAGAGACUCCUCCUGAUGAGCCCAAGAAGUGUCCGGCGGAUGCGCCCAAGGGGAAGGAUGCCCAACUCUGCCAGGACUGCAAAGGGAAAGAUAAUGUUUGUCAGGAUGGCAAAUAUAAAUACUGUAAAUGCCUCGACGUAAUAAACCCCAUAUUCUUCCCCUUCGACCAGGAUUGGUUGAACGCACAGGCCGAUGUACUCAAGUACGCUCUUGAGCAUAUGGACGAUAAGCCCAACGUGACCUGCUCCGACACUGGGUACGACAAGGCUGUCGCGGUCGACGUCUCUUUCGUGAACAGCUUGGCGGAUAAAUUCUGCAAGGGUGAUGCGAAGAAGGCGCGCCAUAUGACGCUUGCCGGCAACGACAUCUCGUCCACGGCGUAUAAGAAAUAUACCUUUGACUUCUCGUACACUCCACCUAAUAACGUGAACGAGCAGUGUAACACGGAUUGUGCGGGGGCGAUCAAGGAUAUAACGGCUCAUUGCCAAGGACUGGACAGUCAUAGUGUGCAGAGAGGAGCAAACGUGACUCUUCCAUGCGGUGCGGAGUACAGCUAUAAGAUCAACAUCCCCGACCACCCAGACCAAGCAGACAUCACUUGUGCUAAUGGAGGAGAAUACAGCAAGGCCAUCGAUGUCGACGUCUCCUUCUUCCAACACAUGUCCGAGAACUUCUGCGGCAGGGACCUCUCCAAAACUCCUAAAGUGGACCUAACCAGCGCCGACAUCAAGUCCAGCGCUUACAAGGGCUACAAGUUCCACUUUGAAACCGACUCGAGAACAGAUUGCCUGCCCGACUGCAAGGCUACGUUCGAGAAGAUUGCUCCAAAGUGUGAGGGCCUCAACAGCCACUCAAUCCAACCAUCCGGUGAAGCCAAAUUCGCCUGUGGCACUAGCUUCAGCUACAAGAUUGAGAAGCCUGACCAAAACUCGCCCCCGCCCGCAGGAACGACACCAGGAGAUAAGCUCGGCUCGCUCCAAUGUCAUGGUGCCAACGACUUCGGCGAGCACGCAGACAUCUCUCCCGACUGGCAAAACCAGUAUACUGGGUGGGCGUGUGCGGGCACCGCUCUUUCUUCGAGCAUCAUGGAUGAAAAGAGUGAUCCAAUUGUGUGGCAGACGAAGACGAAUGAUGCACCGUACUAUUACUCGAUCUCGUGGGUCAAGGGGUGCAGAGGGCAGAAGCAGAGCCCUUGGACCCCGUUGGGGGACCAGAAGUUCCCGAAUAGCAACGACCAGAUUACGUGCACGAGUCUGUUGAGGAAGGAUUACACAGACUGCAAUAAUGGGGGUGUUGGAGGAUACAGGGAUGCCGGGUGUUUGCGAUAUGAAUUCAAGGCGCAGUAUACCAAGUAA
Messenger RNA from Penicillium daleae, 2070 nucleotides. RefSeq lists its product as uncharacterized. The transcript is spliced from 7 exons. The record is from RefSeq and is a predicted model, not a curated record. NCBI's taxonomy places the organism in Eukaryota, Fungi, Ascomycota, Eurotiomycetes, Eurotiales, Aspergillaceae. Bases 1 to 2070 code for a protein of 689 amino acids.